Messenger RNA from Ictidomys tridecemlineatus (thirteen-lined ground squirrel), 2250 nucleotides. It is a transcript of the gene Cdc20, whose product is annotated as cell division cycle 20. Gene Ontology annotation, cellular component: anaphase-promoting complex. Gene Ontology annotation, molecular function: anaphase-promoting complex binding; protein binding; ubiquitin ligase activator activity. The record is from RefSeq and is a predicted model, not a curated record. Lineage: Eukaryota; Metazoa; Chordata; Mammalia; Rodentia; Sciuridae. Gene Ontology annotation, biological process: positive regulation of ubiquitin protein ligase activity; positive regulation of anaphase-promoting complex-dependent catabolic process; anaphase-promoting complex-dependent catabolic process.
GCCUGCUACUGCUGAGGUGGCAGUUUCCUGCGCGCUACAGGAGACUGAGGCAUGCCCUGUGGCCCUCACUUCCAGACCUUCACCGGGUCCUAGGCCAGUACCUUAGGGACAGUGCGGCCCUGAGUCCGGCUCGCCUUUCCCUUCUCUGAAGGGCUCAAGUGCUUCGGGUCAUUUCACCGAGUCCUGCGAGUAGGUACCAUAAACAUGAUCCACUGGUAGGCGUUACGUGAGCACUUCCUCGGGAUCUCUGACCCUCAAGCGAACGAGGCCGAUCCCCGCAGCGGGGAACCCAGAAGAAUGAAUGGAAGCGACUCGGGAACGCGGAAGCAACGCAGGCCCCGCCCUACGCGCGCCGCGCCUGCCCCUACCACUUUCAGACUCCUUCUCCCAGGGACACCGGCUUCAGACCUCUCUCCCACCCUCCAUUCAAAUCACGCUCCUUUACUGCACUCUCGUGAGACCUGUCUUGUACCGGAAGACCCGCCCUCUAUGCCAUAGAGGCCAAUGGGCGAGAACAACAGUUGCGACGGUUGGGUUUUGAAGGAGCCAAUGAGCGCUCAGAGCGGAGAGUUUAAGAGGUACUGCUCAGUAGUGCAGAAGCCGGUCCGGGAUUGGAACCUGCUCCGGAACGCACGGGCUCACAGUGGGCACCGACUCUCAGGACCCCUUUCCCUUCCGGGCGCUCCCAUGGCGCAGUUCGUGUUCGAGAGCGACCUGCACUCCCUGCUUCAGCUGGACGCACCCAUCCCCAAUGCACCCCUCGCGCGCUGGCAGCGCAAAGCCAAAGAAGCAGCGGGGCCGGCCCCCUCGCCCAUGCGGGCAGCCAACCGAUCCCACAGCGCUGGCAGGACCCCAGGCCGAACUCCUGGCAAAUCUAAUUCCAAGGUUCAGACCACCCCUAGCAAACCUGGCGGUGACCGCUAUAUCCCCCAUCGCAGUGCUUCCCAGAUGGAGGUGGCUAGCUUCCUCCUGAGCAAGGAGAACCAGCCUGAAAACAGCCAGACGCCCACAAAAAAGGAGCAUCAGAAAGCCUGGGCUUUGAACCUGAACGGUUUUGAUGUGGAAGAAGCCAAGAUCCUCCGACUCAGUGGAAAACCACAAAAUGCCCCAGAAGGCUACCAGAACAGACUGAAAGUACUCUAUAGCCAGAAGGCCACUCCUGGCUCCAGCCGGAAGACCUGCCGUUACAUUCCUUCCCUGCCAGAUCGGAUCCUGGAUGCUCCUGAAAUUCGAAAUGACUAUUACCUAAACCUUGUGGAUUGGAGCUCUGGAAAUGUAUUGGCUGUGGCACUGGACAACAGUGUAUAUUUGUGGAGUGCAAGUUCUGGUGACAUCCUGCAGUUGUUGCAAAUGGAGCAGCCUGGAGACUAUGUAUCCUCUGUGGCCUGGAUUAAAGAGGGCAACUACCUGGCUGUAGGCACCAGCAAUGCAGAGGUGCAGCUAUGGGAUGUACAACAGCAGAAACGACUUCGAAACAUGACUAGUCACUCUGCCCGAGUGAGCUCCCUAAGUUGGAAUAGCUAUAUCCUGUCCAGUGGCUCACGCUCUGGCCACAUCCACCACCAUGAUGUUCGGGUAGCAGACCACCAUGUGGCCACACUGAGUGGCCACAGCCAGGAAGUGUGUGGACUGCGUUGGGCCCCAGAUGGACGACAUUUGGCUAGUGGUGGCAAUGACAACUUGGUCAACGUGUGGCCUAGUGCUCCAGGAGAGAGUGGCUGGGUUCCCCUGCAAACAUUUACCCAGCAUCAAGGUGCUGUUAAGGCUGUAGCAUGGUGUCCCUGGCAGUCCAAUAUCCUAGCAACAGGAGGGGGCACCAGUGACCGACACAUUCGCAUCUGGAAUGUCUGCUCUGGAGCCUGUCUGAGUGCUGUAGAUGCCCAUUCCCAGGUGUGCUCUAUCCUCUGGUCUCCCCACUAUAAGGAGCUUAUCUCAGGCCAUGGCUUUGCCCAGAAUCAGCUGGUUAUUUGGAAAUACCCAACCAUGGCCAAAGUGGCUGAGCUCAAAGGUCACACAGCACGGGUCCUGAGUCUGACCAUGAGCCCAGAUGGGGCCACAGUGGCAUCAGCAGCAGCAGAUGAGACCCUGCGGCUGUGGCGCUGCUUUGAGUUGGACCCUGCACGACGACGGGAACGGGAGAAGGCCAGUGCAGCUAAAAGCAGCCUCAUCCAUCAAGGCAUCCGUUAAUGACAGACCAACCCAUCACCUCAGUUUUUUUUAUUUUUCUAAUAAAGUCAUGUCUUCCUUUCU